Messenger RNA from Megachile rotundata (alfalfa leafcutting bee), 1120 nucleotides. Its product is annotated as pseudouridylate synthase RPUSD4, mitochondrial. Gene Ontology annotation, biological process: pseudouridine synthesis. NCBI's taxonomy places the organism in Eukaryota, Metazoa, Arthropoda, Insecta, Hymenoptera, Megachilidae. Gene Ontology annotation, molecular function: RNA binding; pseudouridine synthase activity. The record is from RefSeq and is a predicted model, not a curated record.
CCUAUGCUGUUGUUUAUGUUUUUGUAAAUGCUUUUGAAAAAAGUACUUUUAAAUCAUAAAUAUAUUUUAGAAUUGUAUAAAAAGAAUGGUUUACUUAAUAAUAAAAUCUGCUAUAUUCAAGCACACAACUAUAUGUGCACCAUGUAUAAAAUUGCUGAAAAGAAAUUUUGCAGAGCUACAGCCAAUAUCAAAAAAGGCAUUACAUCCUUAUAAACAAAUUCAUCCUUGGAAAUCGAUGACAGAGUUUUCAGAAGAUCUUCUUGCUAAUAUAAUUUUUAAUGAAGAUGGAUUAGUAGCAUUGAACAAACCAUACGGAAUAAAACGUGACGGUGUAAAGGUAUCCGCGUAUGGUGUACCAAAUGCUGUAAACUAUACAUUGACAGAAGCAGUACCAUACAUUUCCAAACAUCUGGGAUAUCCAAACUUAGCUAUAAUUAAAUGUCCUGAAAUGUAUAUGAGUGGUGUUACACUUUUAGCAACAAAUGAAAAAAUACAACGUGCUGUGGAAGUGUCUGUUAUUCAAAAUAAAUAUCUUUCAUAUAAAUACUGGGUAGUCACAUGUGGUAAACCUAAACAAUUAGAAGGUAAACAUCGUGUGGCAAUGAAAUCAAUGCAAAGACCCAACCAUGAUGGUUCCAAGGCAGUUAUUGUUACUUCAUGGUCCAAAAAUGAUGAGAAACUAAACAGGAUAAAAUUAUUAAAUACAGAAUUUAAGAUAUUAUCCAAUUCUAUCCUUGAUUUGUGUUCAUUGGUUGAAAUAACUUCAAGUACUAAAAGAUGGCAUGCAAUUAGACUUUAUGCGUCAACAUAUUUGUAUUCCCCAAUUCUUGGAGAUAACGUUUGUGGAUCACGAGUUAAGAAAGUAGGCAAUACUCAUGUAAAAGUUGAUCCCUUUCUAGAGACUGCUAAUGCACCACCAAAAUUGAAUAAAAGACUUUUACAAUUGUUGGCUGUAAGUGAAGAACGACAGAUAAUAAUUCCAGCUCAUAUUCAUUUGAAAAAAGUGGUUCUACCAAACUUUUAUGGCAAGGAUGUAACAAUUGAAGCACCUUUACCGCCAUCAUUUCAUUGGACAUGUAAACAACUUGAUUUGCAAUAUUAAAUUUAAAUGUAUUAUGUA